GAGAGCCACUGCUAUCAGCGCGUGCACGCGUGUGUGUGUUCAUGCGUUGGAAUGGCACAUACAGUAUCGGGUUAGCGCGAAAAAGUGGAGGAAGUAUGGAGAUUAUUUUCUGAUAUACAUGGAAGACCGAGGGAGUAUUAAAGCCACCACCAAGGCGGAUGACGUGGUCUUCACAAAUCGCGGUACGUCCAACCGACCGCAAUCGGCUGUCGACCAGUCAUUUCAUGCGUUUCUGAUGCAUUUUCGCAUGAGGCGGAUCCAUGAUACCGUGGUGCGUGUCGCGAAAUAAGACAGUUUAUGAUGCGUUAUGCAAACAACGAAACUCUGUGAUAGAUGGGCGCCGCUUGUUCGCCGCUCUAUUUGACGGUGAAUGUCGAUUAGUGCAUAUUAAUUAAGAGGAUAAUGAGAGAUCGGAAAGUUUCGAUUUGGAAACUUCACGCGAAUACGAAGGAUCACCCAACGGUGAAAUCUAGCGCUUUCCAACGAAUCUCAAACGACAGAUUCAACAAUUAAAAAAGCGAUAUUUGCAAUCGUUCAAGUCUUUUAUAAUUCUACGCAUAACAAGAUUCAUCAUUAUUACUGAAAUAAGGUGAUACUUCAUUACUAAACUUCAUUGAUUUAACUUCAUUGAUUGACAAGAUACGAAUGAUAUCGCUAAUAAAAUGUAUAACUUAAAACCAAGUCUACAGAUUAUGAUAUUAUAUAUCAAUAUUUUCUAUAUAUCGCACGUUUCACAAGUAGAAGCAGAAGGUAUUUCAUGUUUCAAGUGUCUCAUGACAUUCACAAACCCGGACGACACAGAUCUGCUUUGUUCUCAUUUCGACGGAAGUGCCAAAUUCCAAGUGUUCUGUCCAACCUCGACACUUUGUAUGAAAAGAACCGUUCAGUAUAAGUCUAAAACAUCUGCAGUGACCACUGUUCAACGAGAUUGUGCACCACAGAAAUAUACUUCUCACACUUACAACGACGCCGAUAAACAAUGGUAUAAAAAGGAAGAGAUCAUAACAUCCGCUUAUGACGAAGGUUGCUUUAUUGGAGAACACAGAGGCGCGCCUACUGGCCCACCUGAAUACUGUUUUUGUAGUUUUCAUUUGUGCAAUUCAUCUCCUUCGCAAAUUGGAAUGUUUAACAAAGUAUAUGAGGCAAUAUUAGCGAUGUUAAUUAUGAGAUUGUUAUAAAACAAUAUAUAACAUUGUUUUAAUGUGUACAAA
Atta colombica is the source of this 1211-nucleotide messenger RNA. RefSeq lists its product as uncharacterized. NCBI's taxonomy places the organism in Eukaryota, Metazoa, Arthropoda, Insecta, Hymenoptera, Formicidae. The record is from RefSeq and is a predicted model, not a curated record. The transcript is spliced from 4 exons. The coding region runs from base 663 to 1178 and encodes 171 amino acids.